GUGUUGGCCACAGACAUGUCCAAACACAUGACCCUGCUGGCUGAUUUAAAGACGAUGGUGGAGACCAAGAAGGUGACGAGUUCUGGCGUGCUGCUGCUGGACCACUAUACAGAACGAAUACAGGUACUGAGGAACAUGGUGCACUGCGCCGACCUGAGCAACCCCACCAAACCGUUACCGCUGUACAGACAGUGGACGGAGCGGAUCAUGGAGGAGUUCUUUCGACAGGGUGACAAAGAACGAGAGAGAGGGAUGGAGAUCAGCGCCAUGUGUGACAAACACACUGCGUCUGUAGAGAAGAGUCAGGUGGGUUUCAUCGACUACAUCGUCCACCCGCUGUGGGAGACGUGGGCCGACCUGGUGCACCCCGACGCCCAGGAGCUGCUGGACACGCUGGAGGAGAACAGGGAGUGGUACCUGAACACCAUGCCCCAGUCCCCCUCGCCUCCCCCAGACAGACACCUGCAGCACGACCGCUUCCAGUUCGAACUCACCCUGGAGGACCUGGAGCACAACAACCACAACCACAUACACUUGAGGAAUAGCGGCGGCGGCGGCGGCAGCAGGAGGAGCAACCGGAGAGCCAUCUGCGACGACGACGACGACGACGACGACGACCAGCCAGAGCCGAACGGAGAGGAGCAGAACCACGUGGGAGCCGAGAAAGACGACGAGGAGAAUCACAACAGCGAACACAAUGGAGUCCAGGACGAAGAAGAGGAGGAGGAGGCUGGAGAAAGGGAGGGAGAGGAAGCCGAGGAGGGGCAGGAAGAGGAGCAGCAUCAGGAGGAGCAAGUAGAAGAGGAAGAAGCGAAUGAUGCAGCAGGAGAUGAGGAGGUGAAGGAGGAGGAGGAUGAGCAACGUGAGGAAGGAGAAGAAGAGCCGGAGGAGGAAGAGGGUGACAAGGAUGAAGGAGAAGGCGAGGAGGGUGGAGAAAAUGAGGAGGGAGAUGGACAGGAAAAUGUAGAAGAAGAUGUAGAAGGGGAUAAAGAAGGAGAAGUGGAAGAAGGAGAGACAGAGGAGCAGGAGGCAGAAAAAGAAGAGGAGGACGCAGAACAAGAGGAUGCAGAGGAGAAAGUGGAAGAAGAGGAGGCAGAAAUAGAAGAUAAAGCAGAGGAGGAGGAGGAGGAGGGAGAAACAGAGGAGAAUGUGGAGGAGGAAGAGGAAAAAGCAGAGCUGGAAGAAGCAGAGGAGGAAGCGGCAGCAGAGGAGGAAGAAAUACAAGAGGAAGAGGAGAGUUAG
This is a messenger RNA of Stegastes partitus (bicolor damselfish), 1242 nucleotides long. RefSeq names its product cAMP-specific 3',5'-cyclic phosphodiesterase 4D-like. Gene Ontology annotation, molecular function: 3',5'-cyclic-nucleotide phosphodiesterase activity. The transcript has 3 exons. NCBI's taxonomy places the organism in Eukaryota, Metazoa, Chordata, Actinopteri, Pomacentridae. The record is from RefSeq and is a predicted model, not a curated record. The annotation marks the transcript as partial. Gene Ontology annotation, biological process: signal transduction.